GGGGUCGUGUCGAGGAUGAGAGACUCCAAAUAUUUACCACCUUGGAAAAACUAAAUAUCUUUAUUUCCGAACUGGGCUUCCCUCGCUCCUGUAUAUAUAAAUACUUUUCGACCACGCAUGAGUUUGGGCGGAAUUUGGCAACCGUAAAGAGGAGUAUCUGUACACGUUAAAAAGUCGACAAAAUGUAUUCCUCUGCUGGAGCCACCGAGAUGCUUGAGGGACCCCGUCCCUCAGGGUCAGUAAGCUCUGACCCCCCUGAAUCAGACGCCCCAUCUUCCCCGGUGCCGGAAUACGUGUUCAAGCCACCAUCACGGCCAGAUUUUGGCACCAUGGGCAGGACAAUCAAGCUCCAGGCCAACUUCUUUGAGAUGGAAAUCCCCAAACUGGAGGUCUACCACUAUGACAUCGACAUCAAACCUGAGAAAUGUCCCAGGAGGGUCAAUCGAGAAAUUGUGGAGCACAUGGUCCAGCACUUUAAAACGCAGAUCUUUGGUGAUCGAAAACCAGUGUAUGACGGGAGGAAGAAUCUGUACACUGCCAUGCCCCUGCCCAUCGGCAGAGACAAAGUGGAGCUUGAGGUGACCAUUCCUGGUGAAGGCAAAGACCGCAGCUUCAAAGUUUCCAUCAAGUGGGUGUCCUGCGUUAGCCUGCAAGCUCUGCACGAGGCACUCGCGGGACGACUACCCAGUGUCCCCUUUGAGACCAUUCAAGCCUUGGAUGUGGUCAUGAGACAUUUGCCCUCUAUGAGGUAUACCCCAGUGGGCCGCUCUUUCUUCACUCCCUCAGAGGGGUGUUCAAACCCCCUUGGUGGAGGCAGAGAGGUGUGGUUUGGCUUCCACCAGUCUGUCAGGCCCUCCCUUUGGAAAAUGAUGCUCAAUAUCGACGUUUCGGCCACUGCGUUCUACAAAGCCCAGCCUGUAAUUGAGUUCAUGUGUGAGGUCUUGGAUUUCAAAAGCAUUGAAGAACAACAGAAGCCCUUAACAGACUCUCAAAGAGUGAAGUUUACGAAGGAAAUCAAAGGCCUGAAGGUGGAGAUCACUCAUUGUGGGCAGAUGAAGAGGAAGUACAGAGUGUGCAAUGUGACCAGAAGACCAGCCAGUCAUCAAACGUUCCCCCUGCAGCAGGAGAAUGGCCAAACUAUUGAAUGCACAGUAGCACAGUACUUCAAAGACAAGUACAAGCUCAUCCUGAGAUACCCCCACCUCCCGUGUCUACAGGUGGGACAGGAGCAGAAGCACACCUACCUACCUCUAGAGGUGUGUAACAUAGUGGCAGGACAGCGCUGCAUCAAAAAGCUGACAGACAAUCAGACCUCCACUAUGAUCCGUGCCACAGCCCGAUCAGCACCAGACCGUCAGGAUGAGAUCAGUAAACUGAUGAGAAGUGCCAACUUCAACACUGACCCUUAUGUUCGUGAAUUUGGAGUGAUGGUGAGGGACGAGAUGACAGAAGUGAACGGCCGUGUCCUUCAAGCACCCUCCAUCCUGUAUGGAGGCAGGAACAAAGCAAUAGCCACACCAAUCCAGGGAGUAUGGGACAUGAGGAACAAGCAGUUCCACACUGGCAUUGAGAUCAAAGUGUGGGCCAUUGCUUGCUUUGCACCACAGAGACAGUGCACUGAACUCCUGCUCAAAGCAUUCACAGAUCAGCUUAGGAAGAUCUCCCGGGAUGCAGGGAUGCCCAUCCAGGGUCAACCUUGCUUCUGUAAGUACGCCCAGGGCGCGGACAGCGUGGAGCCCAUGUUUAGGCACCUCAAGUACACAUACCAGGGGCUCCAGCUGGUUGUCGUCAUCCUACCGGGGAAGACACCUGUUUACGCUGAGGUGAAACGUGUUGGAGACACGGUCCUUGGCAUGGCCACACAGUGUGUACAGGUGAAGAAUGUUCAAAAGACGACACCUCAGACCCUCUCCAACCUCUGUCUGAAGAUCAACGUCAAGCUAGGCGGUGUCAACAACAUCUUACUCCCACAGGGCAGGCCGUUGGUGUUCCAGCAGCCUGUGAUAUUCCUCGGCGCAGAUGUGACUCAUCCGCCUGCAGGAGAUGGAAAGAAGCCUUCUAUUGCUGCUGUCGUUGGUAGUAUGGACGCCCAUCCCAGCCGAUACUGUGCCACAGUCCGGGUGCAGCAGCACCGCCAGGAUAUCAUCCAGGACCUGGCCACCAUGGUGCGGGAGCUACUCAUCCAGUUCUACAAGUCCACCCGCUUCAAGCCCACCAGAAUCAUCUACUACCGAGACGGUAUCUCAGAGGGCCAAUUCAACCAGGUUCUUCAGCAUGAGCUGCUGGCGAUCCGUGAGGCCUGCAUCAAGCUAGAGAAGGACUACCAGCCUGGCAUCACCUUUGUGGUUGUGCAGAAGAGACACCACACAAGACUGUUCUGUAUGGACAGGAACGAGAGGGUUGGGAAGAGUGGCAACAUUCCUGCAGGCACCACAGUGGACACCAAAAUCACUCACCCAUCAGAAUUUGACUUCUAUCUUUGCAGUCACGCUGGCAUACAGGGUACCAGCAGGCCGUCUCACUACCAUGUGCUCUGGGACGACAACCACUUCUCUUCAGAUGAACUGCAGGUCCUCACGUACCAGCUCUGCCACACCUACGUGCGCUGCACCCGUUCAGUUUCCAUCCCAGCACCAGCCUACUACGCCCAUUUGGUGGCUUUCCGUGCUCGAUAUCACUUGGUGGACAAAGAGCAUGACAGUGCUGAAGGCAGUCAUACGUCAGGCCAGAGCAACGGGCGCGACCACCAGGCCUUGGCUAAGGCCGUUCAGAUCCACCAGGACACCCUGCGCACCAUGUACUUUGCCUGAUAGCACACAACCCCAGGUUAGCGUGGGUGAGACCCAAUUGAUGGAACACACUACCCCUCGCUGUCUUAGUGUCAGCUGUUGAUAGCAUCAAAGUGGUUUCACAUCAUGAUCUCCCUACCUAACACACCUGUCAGUUACCCAGUAUAUCUACAAUUGUACUUCAGCCCACAUGUGAAAGCCCCUGACCCACCUAAACCAAGCCAGCUAUUAGACUGUAAGAUGCAAAAAGAAUUCCUCUUUCUUUGGUUUUGAGCUGGAAGAGGUUUUAUCUUCAUGUUGUGCGUUAGUGUGUAUUUGUAUUUGUUGUAGGGAAAUGUGGCGCAAAGUGUGAAAGGAAACAGAAACGUGUGUACACCAAUACCCAAAACCUAGCAUUUCUACACUAGUGGGCAGUAUCAUUAUACAGUGGGGUGGUUUAUAAUUUAGAAAAAGCCGUUCACCCUCCUUCUCCUGUUUUUAUUCUGUCUCGGUGCUUUAAAGGCGAAAGCGCCAUCAAAAGAUGGUGGGGGCAUGUUCAUUGUUUAUUUGCCUAAUAAUUUGCUCCUCUGACAAAUAUAUUAUUUAUCAGCCAAUCAAAGCAAAGUGCACUGACCAGAAUGGGUACUUCAAUCAGGACAUAAGUACUUAAUACGUUUAAGGUUGUGAGUGAUUUUCACAUAGGGCACUAUGUGAUGAAAAAAGUGCCAUUUGAGACCACCUUUCUGUUGUCAUUUCUAUGUAAAACUAUGAAUUAUUUGACCCACAUACGCUGGGUUUUCAGUAUUUGUCCUUGAUUGACACUGACAACUAUUUUAUGCCAAAUCUGGGACAACUUACUAAAGAAUUCUUUGCGUCAGAUUUGUUAUCAACCCUUGAACCGACACUUAGUUUAUUCUAGAUGGCUUUUAUUAUUCAGAUAGAGAUUGAAUGAACAGCAAUUUUAUUCUUCCCUGUUUCACGUGUUAGUCUGAACUGAUAAAGUUGCACCAUUAACCGAAUUCCCAUGACGAUAAAUAGCAUAUUGGGACUGGUUCCCAACAAGGAUACCUUUCUGAUGUACUCUGAGCCGCGUUGAUGUAAGACACAUUAUGUAGAAAUCAACACAGGGGAACACAAUGAAUUUUUUUGUUCCCUUCUGUUUUUAUAGUCUAUUUUAAUUUCAAUCAUUUUUGUAAUGAAUAUGCAUGUAGCUGACUCAUGUUUUAGACAUUUAGGCAUUUGUGACAAUUGUUUUUUUUCUUCCUUUUAUACGCAUUAACCCAACUUCUAUUUUUAAUGUAUAUAGCAGCAGAAUAGUGUUUCUGCAGUGUCUUUGUCAGAGCGGGAUAUUUGUGUGGCGUUUUGAUAUCCAGGCAUUCGGUACAGUGGAGUGAAAGGUGCAACAUUUUAGAGUUAAACUAAUCGAAAUUCCCUUAAAAAACUAAAAACUAACAAAAACCAUAUGAUUAUAGUGUAUGCUCCAGGAAUUGAGAGCAGGUGUCGCACAAAAGCUUGAGUUUUAUGCAAUUGACUUUUUGUGAGUCUUUAUACUAUAUAGUAAUGUUGGGAAUAAGGUAUAUUUUGAAUAAGCUUUCAGCAGAGGCUGCUGAAAAUAUAUAGAUUUUUUUUUUUUUUAAACAAUUGGCCCAUAUGUAGUCUAAAUUAACACUGUCUAUUUGUAUAAAGAUUUUAAAUGCAAAUAUUCUCUUGCCUUUUAAGACUGGUAUGGUCUUACUAAUAAUUGUAAACGUUUCCUAACAUCCCACCUAAAUUUUACUACUAAGUUAAGCUGGCGAAUGUUCACUUAGUCUUGAUUGGAGGCAAGUAGUUUAUAUUUUCUAACUAUGCAUCAUUUUUAACCAAGAGAUUUAGUAGUGGGGGUAUCUCACAUGAAUUUGGGUCAUUUAUAGAGGUAGAUAAUCAGGGCUUUUUUUUUUGGUUUAUGUUGUUUUUUAGCAUGUGGCAUUUAAUAGCGUUUCUUAGUGCUUUUCAGAAUCUUCAUACCUUUCUAAGGGAUGAAGUAUAUAUGUGGUCAUUUGUAACAUUGUAGAUUUUAUAGCCUGAAAAUUGGGCGUAUCCUUUGUAACACACAAAUCUUUCUUAGCCAAACAAGAUUACAAACUUUUACAUGAUUAAUAUUCAAAAGACAUGGAAGCACAAAAGGACAUCUUGAUUCUAGGUGCUAGAAGUUUUCACUGUAAACCACCUUAAAUCCUCACUGGACUGGUCCACAAGGCUUUUUACUUGUAUGCUUAAGAAAAAAGAAAAAAAAAAAGAAGGAAAAAAAUCGAUGCUUCAUCAUUUUGAGGAUCUUUCUCUCCCUCUGACGACCUGUCUGUGUUACCCUUUUUACUCAUUACCUGUAAAGCAACUAUAAAUCCGACUGACUGUGUUUGUGGGGCAUUUUGAAAAUCACGUACUUGAUAUUUACUGUUAUGAUGUCAAUAUUGUUCUUAUCGGUGCUGGUCUCACAACAUGUAAAUUUGGAUGCACUUUUGAUAGCAGAACGACGAUUUCUAUAGAUGUGUGUGCCUCGAUCGAAACAGGAGGCUCAGCCAUAUUGUGUGACACUGGUGUAAUUGUAUGGAAAUGGCCGUGUGUUCUACCUCUUGUUACCUGUUUAAGUGUUAUGGUAACAUCACACUGCGGGCCAUUUCUGUAUAAUUACCCCUGCUAUCUGUCUAAUUGGCAUUGUUUGGAGUCUUGCAUUGACGGCAUAAAUUUUAGACGCUUUGUAUGCAUGAUGAUGGUGAACACGCUUUCUCAGUUUAUAUGUAGUUGUGUGAUUUUUCAUAGUUUUACUCAAACUGAUGUCAAGAGUGAAUGUGUGUUUGGUUUUUUUUUGUAGGGGUUUUGAGUGUUGAGCUGUACGACCAAAUUCUUGAAGUGUGUUUUUAUUCACACGCAGCUUUCCCUUCUUUCUUUCCUUUUUAUUCUAUGCACCAAUGAAACAACCAUUUUAUCUUUUGACAACUAGAUUUUUUCCCACCCUAGAACUACAACAACAAAUGAAAAGCCCACAUCAGGUAUGAUCAUUGCAUAUCCUUUAACCUGGAUGAAUUUGUACCCUAGCGUUGCCGUUAGGUCGACUGUUAAUGAAAGUUGCUUGCAAGAUUAAAACGAUACAAAGAGAACAACCCCGUCAGCCUGGAAAAUAUCAAACUGAUAUUGAAAUAGAUGUUUGUAAAACAGCAAAGCCUCUAAUCACUUUAACUUCAUCAUGAAACGUAUUGUUCCCGUGUGUAAUUGUGCAUUUAUAUCUGUCAUUCUACUUCAAGUGUGGCUGGAUGAGAGCAAAUGACUCAAUGUGUUGAUGAAGAUUGAUCAAUGAGGCUUGUCGUUGGUUCUGUGCUCGGAAGAUUGAACGUCUUUGUGUCUGUGUGACUGCAGGCAUUCGUAAUGCCACAAACAUCCAUAUUCGUCAUUUAUUUGAAUGUUCAGUGUUGGGAUUGUUUCUCAAAGGGAUGCCUUGGUAUGUGGUAUUUUAGUGGGAAGCUAAUAUUUCUGUGGGCAAAAUGUUCCCGUUUUCUGACACUCAGUUUCCACAUGAUGUAAUACGUCUCCUUAAUAAUAACCUGCUAAAAUUUAAAAACAUCAUAGUCUCUUUUUAGCAGACGGGUUUGUACUUGUUGUUACUGCUUCUUUGUGUUUUACGUUACCUGUACCAGCACCUUAGAAUACCAGAUCAGAAUGGCAUUGCUUUUCCUGGAAACAAAACUCAAAACAUUUUACAAUGUUGUUUUUGCACUAAACAAGAAUGGACUUUGUAGCUGUUGCAGCAUUAAGAGUAUUUAUCAGGUGACAGAAAUGGCAGCCUCUUUUUUGUUUUAAUUUAGAAAGGAGCAGUUGGCUUCGGUGGCCUUCCAAGAAUACAACUUGACACGUGUAGCCAGCAGGCCCAAGAGCCUCAGCGUGUGCUCAGUAUAGCCACGCCUGCUGAUCAGGAGGGACUCCACCAAGCCAACCAGCAUCCAAGUUUGGUUUUUUUUUGUUUUUUUUCCCAGAAAUAUCCUGAUGCCUUUUUAAACGAUGAACGAGUGAAACUUGUAGUUGCGCCGGGUGGGUUGCCUUUUGUUUUUAGUGGCAAGGGAGAAAGGUGCUUUAUGCAAAACAAACUGACAGCUGUUAAAAUGAACUGAUUCGCUGAUGAUGAGGUUUAUGUGAUUGACGUCGCUUGUCGCAGAUGUGAUGCCAAAGUGCUGUGUGAGGACAAAGUGUGUAGGAAGGUUUUACAUGGUCAUAGUCCCUGUUCAAGACUGCAAUGUGCAUAGAAAAAUCAUGCUAAAAUAACCACAGACUAUACAUAUCAAUAUACGGAAGAGGUGUUUACUUUUUUACAUAAAUCUGCCUGAUAAUAAUGCGCUAAAUCAAGAAUGUGUAUAAAACAAAUACUGAAAAUAAGUACAGCAGCCUGGAUAAAUUUGGCACUAAUUUACUAGUUUAUUGGUGCCCAAGGUGCUUAGUCAGGCAUUCAAAACAUGUGGCGGGGACCAUCAUGAAAUUAUAAAAUACGUUCUCCGACUCUUAAAUUAAAUGCACAUACUCACCUCAGUUUGGCUGUUUUUCUGUGUCUUUUGGAGCGGCCAAAACUAGGACAAAGCAAGUUCUAGAAAUGGCCGGUUUGUAAACUAAAUGGCAUAUCAUAAGCUAAGUUAAUUGAUCUAUUAAUUUUUAUUUUCAUGAUAGCGGGUUUUCUUCUUUUUGUAGGUAUGUUUUUAAAUUUACCGUUGGAAGAGGCUGAGAUUAAAUUGCUCCAAGUGUAACGAUCAGCCUCUUCACUUUUUCAGCAGACUUUGCUGGCUUUUGAAUGGUCUUGGAAUUAAAAGAAAACAGAUUUCAAAUAAAGAAAAAACCUAUAUCAAUUUAUUCCAAACUCUCUGUACAGUAAUGUUUUUCCUCUCUGCCUCUCAUCCGUCUCUUGUAGAGAAACUUAUUUCUGACAUAAAGAAACCUCUUGUAGAGUAGACCUAUUUUCCUAGAUCCAAAUAACAAUGAAUGUACUUAGAGCCUGCAUGGUUUGAUAUAGUGUAUAGGCUAUCCAUCCAGUACAUUUAUACUCGUGUUUGCUACUUGUGUACAGCCUUUUCUUUUCUGGGUGUUUCUCUCUUAUUUAUAGGAUUAAUUAAUGACAAAGUAUUAUGUUUUCUUUUAUUAAGCUCAUUAAUUAGAUAUCGCCCACAUCACAGCUGAUAUUAAUGAUCUUUUCACUGAUUAACAUGAAAUACAAGUCUUCAGUUGUUACAGAUGUCUUUCUCUGGAUGUCAGCGACUCUAGUUUUAGUAGACAAACGUUUCACACUGGUGCAAAGAGUAGUAAUAAUUUUGUUUUGUUCUGGCGUCAUGCUUGUGUGAGAUGCUGUAACAUAAGAGCUGUAUGUGUAUAUAUGCUGGUUGCUUUGGUGUGAUCUUGUUUGCUGUUAGAUUUUAUUUUUAUUUUUUGCUUCCGCUUAAGUCCUCAGUCUGAUAUUCCUGUCCAGUCCUCGCAGAGUUGUCCUGUAUAAAUCCAAAAAUCCUCCCUAAGUAGAGUCCCAUAACUCAUCUGUACCGUGCCACUUGAAACUGAAAAAUCUCUGUUUUUUACAUGGCACUCUGUUGGCUUCAUUCCUAGAAAAACCUUUCUGAAACAUCACUUGGUCCUUGAAAGUUAGCCUUGAUCAUGCCGUUGUCCACCCAGUUACCUGAAGCCAUGUGAUACCGGUUUGGUUUUUGCAGUUUAAACUUGCCUAUAUUGUUGUUUGCAGCUACAAAUUCAAAAGGGGUACUGGGCAGACCUGAGGGGAAUAACUAUUAACCUCUCAUGUCCACUUGAUGCAGCUAUGUCCCAUUUUGGAGGAGUGCCAUCUCCGUCAUGUUUUUUUGUUCACGGUUUCAGUGUCUCCUGGAGGCUUUUAAGCAGUCUUCAAGCAGUCUGUUCUUCACUAUUCACAUUUCCAAUAUUGAUUGGAGUUGUUCUGCCCACAUUUUAAGCCAUGCUACCAGUGUGGGUCUGAAGAUAAUGACACUGACGAUCUGAUGGUAAAUCCGUUAGUUUGGUACCAAAACAUCUAAUAGAUGGAUAGGCAUAACAUUUUGUACAGACAAUUAUGUUCACUAGAGGAUGAAUCCUAGUGACCCCUGCCUCAGGAUUUAUGACCAAAUGGCUAUCCUAGAAACUAACGACAUUCCCAUCAGCUUCAGUUAUUCUUAGCUUUUUUUUUUGCUAAUUAGCAGAUGUUAGCAUGCUAACACGUGAAACUGAGAUGGAAAAUAUUAAUUGUAACAGCUGAACAUCAGCACGGGCUAAAAUUGCAACUGGUCAUCUCUGGAAGCCGGGACGGAGCCAGAAUGUAACUGCUGCAUCUGGUGGACAUUGAAGGUUGGGGCCUGUGGCUGUUGUAAAUCUGACCGAACUGUUACGGAGCUUCACCAAACCAAACCGAUGCCAUCCAGCUGAUCUACAUGCAUCCAAUCGUGCAAGACUUGUGUGGGUAUUUUUGUAUAUUUCAAAGUAUUUCUAGUCCUCAGAAUGACUUGGCUUUGUAUUUACCAACUUGGAAAAAACUACCUCAGAGCAGUGUCCGGUGCUAGCUAAUAUUAGCCCUAAUUUAUAAUAAUGGUAACAAAAUCAAAAAUUGUAGUGACCAAACCAAUACAAGCCAAUAUUGUGUGAAAGCACAGGUCUUUUUUUUUUUUAACCUUAAUAAAUGGAAAACCAAGUAAUCAUGUAUGACUGGUUGGUUGCUUUAGUUGGUUACACUUAAGGGACCACAUUUUUUGUAAUCGGGAGGUCAAGUCUAAUUGUUUCGUGCAAGUCCUUCAUUUUUAAAAAGACAAAAACAACCCAGCGCGUUAAAUAAACUGUAAUCAUGACUGGAUCACAUGUUGAAAAAUGUGCCAUCGUAAUUGCUAAUCCAAUAUGACAGUGUGUUAAAUAUUCCAGCAAAAAGUUGGUGAUAUUGAGCCAUGUUUGUAGUGGCGUUAAAAGGCUCGAUGGAUAGAUGUAUGCACAGCAAUAAUGUCAGCAUGUGGGCUGUGAAUCGUAGGUAAUUAUUUGUUCGUUAUUACGCUGGUCAAGGCAACUCUCAAUUAACAGCAGACUUAAUUUAGCAGGACGAUACUUUGCAAAUGGGUAGAUCGACAGAUAAUCUUUGUCUCGAUACCUGUAACCAGCUUUUUCUGUUUUUGUUUACCCGGAUUGUUAAAAUAUCAAGGUUUCAUACUGGAUAGAGCCACUCUUCGUGAUCAAACACCGACAUUUCUCUGCCGUGUUAACCCAGUACUGCAAUACAAUCAGGGAGGAUGUCCCUGUCUCUUACUCAGUUCAUUUUCCACUUUCCUACCAUUAGCCGGACACCAUUUGUGUUGAGGGUAUAAGCAGUAGUGUGCAUGUGACAAUUUACAAAGGGAAUACACAGAUUUGAACAUACUUUACGAUGUAUCAAAUCAUUGUAAAUUUCAACAAAAGGUACAUAUGAGGUCGUGUGGCAAUGAACUUCAGAUUGUUGUCAUUUUGUCUCAACAGAAAACAUCCAGCAUGUUUGUAGUCGUUUUAUGUGUGCCUUUUUGUCGGAUCUUUCUCUUCUCCAUCUGCCCUUACUUUUGGGUUUUAAGUAAUUUUUUUCCGCAUUAAGGUUUGACAAAAUCUGCCGCGCCACAUAAAAGUAAUUUCCAUUUUUAAUCAUCAUGCAACCUUUGCGUGUAGAUGCUGCAUAGAACGAUCAGUAUUUGUGUUUUGCACUUUCCAAGCAGUCUCAAAAAAAAAUCGCCCACUUGAAGUUGGGCAGAAAGUAAAAAAUAACUGACGAGGUAUUUUAUGCUAUCAAUAGGAAUUAUAAGGAAUAAUAUGACUUUGAAGAGCUUUUCUAAAAAGGUUGAGAUAUAUAUCUAUAUAUAUAUAUAUUCAUGAAGUACCUCAUAAGCCUGAUAUAUGCUGCAUUGACUUGUUUUUUCUUUAGUGUACUUCAUAUUGUCCAAUAAAAAUCUAAUUUUCCCCUUUGGGAGGUUUGAAUGUCACUGCAGGCUGUGCAAAUGCCACAACCAGUUAAUCUGAUAGUUCUGUUGUAACAAAGGAGCUGUUGCACCUUGUGGCCAAAUCAUAACUUGUCAUUUAUGCAAUUUAUACACAGUCUCAUCUGAAUAUUUCUCAGCUGUGGCCACACCAUUUGUAUUCUGUCUUUUUGUUUUUGCAUAUUCUCUGUGUCUGUGUAGCCAAAAAAUUAUCAGGUUUAGUUGACGAAGAGUUGCACCAAGCAUCCUGCGAGGCUCUGUGGUAUAAUAUAUAUAUAUAUAAAUGACUGUUGACUCAGGUAUUGCCGCGAAAGGGCUAUAUCUGCUUACUGUGUCCCUGCUCCAACUCCUCCCGCACCUUUGUCUUAAAAUAGCCUUAGAUCUACACGAGAGGUUCCUAUUUGGCCUUAAAAAGUUGAACAAAUUAUGCACUACAAUUUCACAGACUUGACAGAGAGCUUGAUUCCCGUUCCAACCCUGUUUUUUGUUUUUGUUUUUUUAAGAGUUUGUGUCGUGUCAUUGCCAUGUUAUCUACCUCCUAUGAAUGUAGGGGCUGUCCUGGAGAUGUAGUCGACUGCAAAACUUUUUUGAUUUUCAUGCUCGUUUAAGGAAAACAGACAAUCAUCUGUAGAUUCUUGAAAAAUAUCAAAUAUAUUCCCCUGUUCAGUCAUAGAGCUGAUUCCAGGACACUCCAUUUUUCUUGAUGUUUUUUCCCUCAUUGGCCAUUUUCAUUUUAUACUUCGUGAUUUUUUUUUUUUUUCGUUGUUAGCCAUGAUGGAGAAGCAAAGUGACCAAAGUCUCUUGGCAAAGGCAGCCCUGCACAGCCUCGUGAAUUCAAACCUCCCUUUAUUUGUGUCAUGAUGAGCUCAGUUAUGAGUUUUUGUUUUAUUAUUUUUUUUCCUCUUUCUCUUUUUUCUCUUCUCCCUUAUUUAAACCACGACAUGCCAAAACUGAAUUUGCUGUCAUUCCUGUUCUGGUGAGGGUCUUUAUGUUGCUGAUUUUAAUUUGUUCACAUCCACUGCUAAGCUCCUUGUUCUUGUUGUUGUAAAGUUGUAAGCUUUGAUUUCUAUUUUACAUUUCCUUAUUUUUUUGUUAACAAUUAUGCUUACAGAACACAAGAUAUGCUGUAAACCCUGUUAGGACAUAAUGUGAAUACGUAUCACUUAAUAUAGUUCACUCUUUUGGCUUGACUGUAAGUUGCGUUAAUUAAUAAAAAUGUUUAAAAAGUU
Messenger RNA from Scomber scombrus (Atlantic mackerel), 11982 nucleotides. RefSeq names its product argonaute RISC catalytic component 2 (gene ago2). Gene Ontology annotation, biological process: regulation of DNA-templated transcription; regulatory ncRNA-mediated gene silencing. The record is from RefSeq and is a predicted model, not a curated record. Lineage: Eukaryota; Metazoa; Chordata; Actinopteri; Scombriformes; Scombridae. Gene Ontology annotation, molecular function: endoribonuclease activity, cleaving siRNA-paired mRNA; RNA binding; protein binding. The transcript has 20 exons. Gene Ontology annotation, cellular component: RISC complex. Bases 183 to 2810 code for a protein of 875 amino acids.